AUGCGUGUGUGCCACGUCUUCGCCGUUGCUACGGCAGCCUUUCUUGCGAGCGACGCUGUUAUUUCGGCAAACCCUUCCAAAGACAGGGACUCCGAGCUGGUUACAGGCGGCACUACAGGCAAGCGCAACCUGAGAGCCCAACUUGGUUUUCUUGAAUGGCCCGAAGAACUCGAAGAAUUUGUCCAUCUUCACCACCACAUCCGAGAAAUGUUCACGAGAUGGUGCCUCGAAGACAAUGAGCCAAAAGAAGCAAUGGAGAAUACGAGAGAAGGGCGCAAUCCUGCGGCGCACGCAGCAUAUAAGAGGUUCAUGGCGAUGAGAUCGCAAAGUAGAAAACUUGCUGCGGUUGAGUGCAACAUUUAA
This is a messenger RNA of Phytophthora infestans T30-4, 363 nucleotides long. RefSeq names its product secreted RxLR effector peptide protein, putative. The transcript has a single exon. Lineage: Eukaryota; Oomycota; Peronosporomycetes; Peronosporales; Peronosporaceae. The record is from RefSeq and is a predicted model, not a curated record. Bases 1 to 363 code for a protein of 120 amino acids.